Molecule: messenger RNA, 1281 nt
Organism: Naegleria lovaniensis
Lineage: Eukaryota; Heterolobosea; Eutetramitea; Acrasida; Naegleriidae
Exons: 3
Coding region: 1-1281 (426 amino acids)
Source: RefSeq, a predicted model, not a curated record
AUGGGACUCAAAAAGUCAAAACACUCCAACUCGGAACUACAAAACGUGCUCCCACCCAGUCAAUCUCCAAAUCACAUCAAUAUUCCAAUUGCUGUCAAUACUGAUGAUUGUACAUUCAUGUUUAUUGGCAACCACACAUUUUUAAUUCCUACAGUCAAGUUGAAUGAUGUGAUGAGAAAAAUGGAAUACAGAGAUGAUUGGAUUCCGAUACAAUUCAUGAUUGGAGGAAAAGAUGCAUCACAAAAUGUAAUGGCAUUUGGACAUUCUGACAGUUUAGUCAUUAUUGUAACGGCUGAUUUUAAAAUUUAUUGUGCUGGUAAAUCAAGUGAACUCAAUUCUGUCUUUAUGAAUACGACAUGGAGAGAUUUUAAAAUCAUUCAUAACACAUUGGAUGAUUUUGUGGAUGAAAUUUAUUGCAUCAAAGAGAGUGCAUUGUUUGUGACAAAAACUGAACGAUCUGUUUUUGCAUUUAGUAACUCAAAAUUUGCUAAAUUAGGACUUGGAGACGAAAUGACCACUGUGGAUCCAGUGAAAUUGAAAGUUGCUCAUCAAAUUACAAAAGGACUAGUUGAAGAGAUGGAAUUUCCAAAAAUUAAAUCCAUUUCAUUCAGUGAGAAUAUUACUGCAUUUCUCACAGAAGAAGGCAAAGUUCUGGUUUGUGGAAAUGGUAAAGAAUUAAGGUUACCAAUUAAGGAUGAAUCUGAACAACCUUAUAGAAGAUUGGAUACUCCCACUCUCAUUAAAAGUUUAUUGAAAAACAAAGUAAUUACUCAAGUUGCAUGUGGUGAUCAUCACAUGUUGUUUUUAACCAAUAAUGGUGAGCUGUACGUUUGUGGAGAAGGUACAAAAGGUCAAUUAGGAAAUGGAAAACAAGAAAAUGUAGAAGGUGCUGUGAAACGAGUGAAAUUUGGACUCAAUGUGAAAUUUAUUGCAGCUCAACGCGAUUUUUCAGUCAUUGUCACAGAGAAUGAUCAAGUUUGGAGAUUUGGGGAUUUGGAAUGGCAAGUGAAGAGCAAACCUUUUAUUUAUCCAUUACCUCAAUUAUUGACAGAAUAUAACGAUUUAGGAAAUCCUCCAGUUAAGAAAAUUAUGGCCAUUCACUCUGCUACUAUCAUUCAAACUGUGAGUGAUCAGAUUUAUAUUGUAGGUCCAUUAGAUUACAAAUUGGGAUACGAAGGCUUUAGAAGAAUUGAAAUUCCCAAACCAAGCUUAAAUACCAAUGUAAAAUUGCAUUUGGCAAUUAAUUCCAUGGUUUGUGAAUUUUUAGAAGAGGAGCAAUGA